Pangasianodon hypophthalmus (striped catfish) is the source of this 3735-nucleotide messenger RNA. It is a transcript of the gene afap1l1a, whose product is annotated as actin filament associated protein 1-like 1a. The record is from RefSeq and is a predicted model, not a curated record. Lineage: Eukaryota; Metazoa; Chordata; Actinopteri; Siluriformes; Pangasiidae. Gene Ontology annotation, cellular component: cytosol. The coding region runs from base 521 to 2785 and encodes 754 amino acids. Gene Ontology annotation, molecular function: SH3 domain binding. The transcript has 19 exons.
UAUCCUAGUUAACCUGCCACACAGGGCGUGAUUUAUGGUUGCAUUUGCAAAGUCUUUCGAACAGGUGGUUUGGGCUCUCAGGAAAACACUCAGGAAGCACAGAUUCAUUAAGGUGUUGUUGUUGUUGUUGUUGUUGUUGUUGUGUCGUGUCGUGUCACUACACGCUACUGGAUUCCGGCUCUUUAAGGGAAGUGGGGAACCCAGUUUGCCUUUAGUUGAAAAAUGUUAUUCCAAUGUGUCUAACAUUAAAAACUUGUGUUACUUUAGAAUAGAAAUAUGGUGCAGUCUGUGUGCUCAGCUUUUCUGUGGCCAGAGGCACCACUGCAGGGUGAGGUGUGCAACUAACUAGGACCCUUAAAUGGAGGAGGCCCUCAGGAGCCAUUUCAUUCACAGGUUCUGCUUCAAGUCCACCUGAGUCAAUACACCUGUACAACAAACCUGCUUGGGUGGGUGGGUGAGUGGUUAAGCAGCUCUCAGAUGGACUCACUUUUCAGUUUCCCCCAAACUCUUGAUCUGAGCGAUGGAACUCUUGGUGACUGAACUGAAUGUGUUGCUCAAACUGCUAGACCAUGAGACCUUGAGCUCUGCUACCGAGGAGAAGAAAUGUGCCGUGAGGAACCUCCUGAAACAGCUGAAGCCCUCAGUCACAGGACCAGAAUACAUGUACAUGAACACCUCUGUCUGCAGAAAUGGCACUAGCUUUGUGGAAGCCCUUUUUGAGAACUUUGACUGCAACCUUAGUGAGCUGAAAGUUGAAGUAGAAGAAAAGAAGAAAGUCUCAACCCAAACAAACCAGUCUGCAACUAAACCUAUUACACUAGAUUCAGCACCUCCACUACCCACCACCCCACCUCCAGAGGACUACUAUGAGGAGGCUGUGCCACUCAGCCCUGGUACUGUGCCAGAAUACAUUACCAGCCGUGGUAGCUCCAGUCCUCCUAACUCCAUUGAGGAUGGAUACUAUGAAGACACCGACAACAACUGUCCCAAUAUCAGCAUGAACCGCCGGCGCAAAAACUCAUAUAAUGAUUCAGAUGCUCUGAGCAGCUCCUAUGAGUCAUAUGAUGAGGAAGAGGAGGAAAGGGGUCAGCGUUUAACCCACAAGUGGCCCUCAGAGGAGAACUCGAUGGCCCCAGUGAGGGAUUGCCGUAUCUGUGCCUUCCUGCUGAAGAAGAAGCGCUUCGGUCAGUGGGCCAAACAACUCACAGUCAUCCGUGAGAACAGACUUCAGUGCUACAAAAGCUCCAAAGACCAGUCUCCCUACAUGGAUCUGCCACUUAAUCUGUGCAAUGUCAUAUAUGUGCCUAAGGAUGGGCGAAAGAAGAAGCACGAGCUUCGCUUCUCUCUGCCAGGUGGAGAGGCUCUGGUGUUGGCUGUACAGAGCAAAGAACAGGCAGACAAAUGGCUCCGGGUGGUGCGUGAAGUAAGCAGUCUGGGGAAUGCAUUGGACAUCUCAGCAUCUCCCAUGAUCCCCAGAAAAAGAGAAAAAGAGCCAGAAAAAGACUUGGACAAGAGAUUGUCUGGUGAGAAACAUGCAUCAGAUUCAGAUAGCAUGGCUAGUGGAGAAUGUAGCCGAGAUAGCCGGGAGAAUGGUAAGCCCAAGCGGGUUGCUCUGUCAGAAUUAACAGGGACGAUGAGCAGAGCAGCAGGGCGCAAGAUCACUAGGAUCAUUAGCUUUUCCAAAAGGAAGCCACCUCUACCUGGAGAUACACGAACACAAUCACUUGACGGGGACCCUCGUUGUGGCUAUCUGAGCGUUUUGGUGAACCAGUGCUGGAAGGAGCAGUGGUGCCGUGUAAGAUGCGGCUCACUCCACCUUCACCAGGAAAAAGGUGAUAGAUGGCGAAGCCCACACACCUCCAUUGUCCUACGCGGCUGUGAAGUGGUGCCAGGCCUUGGGCCCAAGCACCCCUUCGCCCUCAGAAUACUAAGAGGUGGCACUGAGGUGGCAGCAUUAGAGGCGAGCUGCUCCGAAGAAAUGGGCCGUUGGCUUGGAGUUCUAUUGGCAGAAACUGGUUCUUCUGCUGAUCCAGAGUGUUUGCACUAUGACUACGUAGAUGUGGAGACCAUUGCCAAUAUUCGUACAGCUGCUCGGUACUCUUUUCUAUGGGCCACCUCCACAGAGUCGAGGACUUACGAUGAGGUACCUUAUGAGCAUACAGAGGAGAAUGAGAGGCUGAAGAAUGGGUAUUUAGUAAAGCGCCGGUCUGCUAGUAGUGACAGAAGUAUGGACAAGCCACAGAUCUCCCUUAAGCGCCACGGCUCUAACGCAAAUCAGUAUGGAAGGUAUGGGAAAACACGGGCUGAGGAGGAUGCACGCCGCUACCUGAGGGAGAAAGAGGAGCUGGAGAGAGAGAAAGACCACAUCAGGAAUGCACUGUUGUUGCUGCGAAAGGAAAAACGAGAAGCCAAGGAGAGAAUGAAGGUGGCAACAGAUAAACAACGGCUGGCACUUGAGGAGCGUGUGGCCCAGCUGGAGGAGAGCUGCCAGAUAAAGGAAGGUGAACGUGUGGACCUGGAGCUUAAACUCACUCAGGUUAAAGAGAAUCUGAAGAAAUCUCUGGCUGGAGGAGCUUUAGGGGCACCUGUAGAGACCAAACCAUUAGGCAAGAAGACCCAGAGAACCGAGGUACCAUACACUGAGUCAGUAGAAGCUUAUUCUGUCAGAAUUCCGGUCAACUGUGCCUCUGAAAUGCGAAAGCGCCCCCUAUCCAUCUAUGCAUCUACAAAGGGAAAUGUUAUGCAGAAAGCCAAGGAAUGGGAAUCUAAAAAAGGGAAGUGCUGAAGAUCCCCUGGACUGUUUUUUUUUUUUCCUUCUUUUUCUUUUUUUGUGUGCAUGUGUGUUCAAGUGAACACAAGAACCUGCAGCCACAUCCCUCAUGCAAACAUAAAACUGCACAUGUAUAAGCACAGUACUCUUUGUUUCUGUGUAACUGACAGAUCAAAUCAGAGUAAUCAGAUGCUUUUUUUGGGGGAGGGGGGGAAAGCACAAGGUGCAUAUACAAAUGUCAUUUUCUUUAAAUCAAUGAAAAAUGUCAUAAUGCUUUCAGUCCUACUACUUUGGAGAGUAUGAUUAUGUGGAGGUAUGUGGUACAUCUAAAUAACAUACUUGCUCCACUUAUUUUUACAGUACAUUGUACUCAGUCUUGGACAUUUUCAAAUUACAGUAACAGAAUUAGGUGACAAAAAUAUGAGACAGUUUACUUUUUGGGGUCAGGCUUGUAAGACAUUUGACAGGCAAUAUACAGUAUAUGUUGUAUUGGCCAUGGAAGUGGGGGAUCAUUGAAAGUGUAGGUUGAAUGUUGUUAGAAUGUGGUAAUAAGAGUGGUAUGUUCUUUAAUGAGCAUAUUGAAGAGAGCUGUGCAAAAUCACACAAACAUUAGCUUUUGCAUGAUUUUGCAUUUACUUAUAAAUUGUCCCUUCACGAGGUGAUGACUGCUGUUUUAUCAUUUAUUUUUUGUAAUGGUUUUGUCAUUGUAUGUGUAAAAACCUGGAAACCAUAACAAAGUGGUGCUAUUAAUAUACCUUUUACAAUUUUUAAUCUAGGCUGCAACACUAACAGCAAGUUACAAAUUACAAGGGCUGUUCUUGUAAUCAGCCAAAUCAGUAUUUUACUGAUGUUUUCAUGCUUCUCUCACUGUUUCCAAGACUACAAUUUCAAUGUGAUUAACACUUGCACUUUAUGGUCUUUGACAUGGAAUAAGGAACAUUGAUAAUAAAUGCCUCUAAAAUGCA